UCCGUCCAACAAGCUGAUUGUCAAAUUGGACUGUCAAAGUUGUUGGAAGGAACAAUAUCGAGUCGUAGUCGGUGGAUCUUGUGCCGCGUAGUGUUUGGAGCCAGUUUCGACUAAUUCUCUUAAGAUGUCAACUGUGAAGUUAUUCUCGCUGGCCAGAUUGGGCAACCGAGCAACGUUCCAACAAGCAGUUCGCACUUUUGCAUCUCGUGAGUUAGUGAAACCAGAAAAGGGUUAUAUAUACGUCAACAAUGAGGAGCCAAGCAUGGAAUUUAAAGAUAUCACAGACCGUGCAGCGCAAACAAUGUUCUGGACUGAACUGGCGCGCGGAUUCGGUGUAACCCUUGCCCAUAUUUUCAAAGAACCCGCGACAAUCAACUACCCAUUUGAAAAGGGACCGCUAAGUCCACGAUUCCGUGGUGAACAUGCCCUGCGUCGCUAUCCAAGUGGCGAAGAACGUUGUAUCGCCUGCAAAUUGUGUGAAGCAAUCUGUCCGGCACAGGCUAUUACUAUUGAAGCUGAAGAACGAGCUGACGGCAGUCGAAGGACGACCCGAUAUGAUAUCGAUAUGACAAAAUGCAUCUAUUGCGGAUUUUGUCAAGAAGCGUGCCCAGUUGAUGCUAUUGUUGAAGGACCCAAUUUCGAAUUCUCCACUGAAACCCACGAAGAGUUGCUCUACAAUAAGGAAAAGUUGUUGAGCAAUGGAGAUAAAUGGGAAUCGGAAAUUGCUUCGAACUUACAAGCUGACCACUUGUAUCGUUAGACAUUUUUUUGUUUUUUUAGGAAAUAUAACAACUUCAAACCGAAUGGAAGUUAUACGAAGCGAUCAUCUUCUUUCGUGUCAGAAUUUAAAACUGAAUAAACUUCCUUAGAAAAUAUAAUAAUCACGCA
Molecule: messenger RNA, 888 nt
Organism: Hermetia illucens (black soldier fly)
Lineage: Eukaryota; Metazoa; Arthropoda; Insecta; Diptera; Stratiomyidae
Gene: ND-23
Product: NADH-ubiquinone oxidoreductase subunit 8
Exons: 3
Coding region: 125-760 (211 amino acids)
Biological process (GO): mitochondrial respiratory chain complex I assembly; mitochondrial electron transport, NADH to ubiquinone
Cellular component (GO): membrane
Molecular function (GO): 4 iron, 4 sulfur cluster binding; NADH dehydrogenase activity
Source: RefSeq, a predicted model, not a curated record